AAUCUCAUUUUCCUUCAGAUAAAGAUCGUAAGGACAAGAAUGUUCACAUACUGAGUGAAUCAGAAAUCAAAAGUGGUUGGAUGUUUGUAAUAUCAAACGGUAUACCAGUUAUCUCGCGAGAUAUGUCUCGGUACAUGGCGCUGCUGGGCUACAAAGUGAACGCCAACGUGCUGUGGCAGUGCGGAGGAUCGGUGAUCACAGAGAAGCACGUCCUCACGGCUGCACACUGCAUCUCCACUUCUCUGCAUGUGGUGCGGGUCGGUGAGCUCGACUUGGCUUUAGAGGAGAAAGACGCGCAACCCAUAGACUUUUACAUCAAGAAGAAAAUACCCCAUGAGCUGUACUCUAAAUUCCAAAAUGACAUAGCCAUAGUUGUGUUGGAUGGAAGCAUUAAAUUCAAGGAAGAACAUCAUGUUGGCCCCAUAUGCCUGCCGUUUGACAAUAAAAUGAAGGUGUUGCCAAAGUAUAAUUAUUAUAAUUAUAAGGGUACAUUUGUGACUGGCUGGGGCGAGGCACCGGAAAAACGUGAGAGACCUACAUACCUGGCAUAUGCACAUGUGAAUAUUUUUCCUACUGCCAAAUGCAAGAGACUGUACGAGAGCCCAACAAGAACGAUAGACGGCCGUGUCUUCUGCGCCGGCGACUCCGAAUUAGAACACGACUCGUGUAACGGGGACAGCGGAGGGCCGCUGGUUGCUGAAUAUAAGGUGGAAGAAUUCAACCGCACGUUCUACUACCAGCUCGGGGUCAUCUCCUAUGGGUACAGAUGUGGCGAGGGACCCUUCGUUGGUGUGCUCACCAAUGUCACCCACUUCAUGCCCUGGAUACGCCAGAAAGUGCUAGGGGAGAACUUGUAGCCGACUGCCGAUUUGACAUUCGAGGAACGCCAGUUCGCACCCCGGAUUAGCGGAAAUUUUUAAUACCUACUCUUUUUAAAAAAAUAAAAAAAAUCUACCACCCUUACAGGGUCAAUGUAUGAAUGCAUGUAUAUCUGUAUGUGCUGAAUAUGUUAUUGAAAAUGAAUAAAUAAAUAAAUAAAUAAA
Ostrinia nubilalis (European corn borer) is the source of this 1043-nucleotide messenger RNA. RefSeq names its product venom protease-like. Gene Ontology annotation, molecular function: serine-type endopeptidase activity. The coding region runs from base 81 to 857 and encodes 258 amino acids. The transcript has 7 exons. Lineage: Eukaryota; Metazoa; Arthropoda; Insecta; Lepidoptera; Crambidae. Gene Ontology annotation, biological process: proteolysis. The record is from RefSeq and is a predicted model, not a curated record.